UAAAUGAACUCAACUGAAAGCAAGUGGAUCUAUUUAUUGAAUGUUUGUGAAGGUCAAAUGCCUUAAUCUGUUGGUGUUUUAUUCCGUUGUUCCCUAAGUAUAUACAGUGCAGUAGACUGUUAAUCUAUAUAGGAUAGAUAUAUAUUUGUUUUGUGUUGUUAAUGAAGAGGAUUGCCUAUUAACAUGCAGGUGACAUAAUUCUCUAUCACCAGUAAUAAUGGGAUUUGAAAAUCAAGACCAGAUAUCUGGAAAUGACUUGACAUCAACGGGGCCAGAGAGGGCCCCAAAUCAAUCAAUGGAUGAGAGCACCGGUGAAAAUAUAAGGAAAGAUGAGCAAGAUCUCAAGAGGUCGGAUGUUGUCACGCAGAUGCAUGCCGCCGCAGUCAAUGGUGACAAAGCUCAGCUGGCCAAAAUCAUUGUCUCUAGUGGACAGGAUAUUGACCAUGGGGACCAGUUUGGGAGAACCCCCUUAAUGUUCACUAUCCUUGCUGACAGACUGGAGUGUGCAGAACUUCUGCUGAGGGCUGGAGCAAAUGUAAAUUGCAAGGAUAAAGGUGGCCGCACUGCCCUUCACUGGGCAGCUCAUAAGGGUAACCUGCGAAUGUUGAAAUUACUCCUGGCUAAGGGGGCUAGCAUAAGAGACAAGGACAACGAAGGUCAAACAGCUGUACAUCUCUGUACCCGGCAUAAGUCACCUAAAUGCAUGGCUCUGUUGCUACGGCAACUGUCACCAGGGGAAAUUGAUGACCAAGACAGAAAUAAGAGAACAGCACUCCACUGGGCAGCAUCAUAUGGCAAUAUGGAACAUGUGAAGAUGUUGAUAAAGCAGGAUUCUAACAUUGGUAUUCCUGAUGUUGAGGGGAAAACACCACUCCACUGGGCUGCAAGUAGCAGGGAUUCAGAGGCAGUCAACUGUGUCAAAACAAUACUUGAGACAACACCCAGUGUUAUAAAUUGGCAGGAUUAUGAGGGAAGGACAGCUCUUCAUCUGGCUGUAGCAGAUGGAAACGAGGCCAUUGUUAGAGCACUGACGUCAGUGGAGAACUGUAAUGUGUCCGCUCUAGAUAACAUGUUCAGGACACCAUUGCAUUGGGCAGCUGUGCUAGGCCAUUCUGCAGUUGUUGCUCUGCUGUUGGACAAUGGUGCUGAAUAUUCUGUGUCAGAUUCGAAUGGUGCCACCCCACUCCAUUAUGCAGCCCAGAAUAAUCACUAUGAAACGGUUGAAGUUUUUCUUUCGUGUAAAAAUGUUGUGGAUGAGCCAGACAUUGAGGGUCGCUCUGCAUUUAUAUGGGCUGCUGGGAAGGGUGCAGAUGAAGUCAUAGGAGUCUACCUCAAACAUAACGUUGAUAUACAACAGGUGGACAGUCAUGAAGGAACAGCCCUUCAUGCUGCUGGUUUGUCAGGUCAUGCCUCGACGGUGAAACUUUUACUGGACCAUGGAGCUCACAUCGAUGCUGUGGAUCGCCUGAAGCACACUGCGUUGUUCCGAGCCUGUGAGAUGGGACACACAAGUGUGGUCCAGUCACUGAUUGAUUACGGUGCUAGAGUUGAUGUACUGGAUUUCGAUGGAAGGUCACCUCUUCAUUGGGCAGCUUUAGGUGGCCAUUCCUACAUUUGCCAGACUCUCAUUAAGUAUGGUGUGGAUCCAAACAUCAGAGAUUACUCAGGGCGGACUCCUUUGCAGUGUGCUGCUUAUGGUGGUUUUGUGAACUGUAUGUCGGUUUUAAUAGAACACAAGGCAGAUGUCAAUGCCAGGGACAGAGAUGGUAUGACAGCUUUACACUGGGGGUGUAGCAAAGGACAUUUAGAUGCUGUUAAGUUACUGAUCGAGUACCAAGCUUUUCCCAACCAUAUGGAGAUGACAGAGGACAGGUACACACCCCUGGAUUAUGCUUUGAUGGGAGAGCACCAUGAUGUAGCGCAGUACAUGCUGGAGCAGGGGGCGCUGUCUAUUACGGGUAUUCAGGAUCUAGCUGCCCUCAGUAUCCAGAAAGUGUUCAGAGGCUAUAGAAUCAGGAAGACUUUUUCAGAAAGGAAAAAACUGCUGAUGAAACAUGACCAGCUUCGAAAAGAGGCUGCAAGGAAGAGGGCUGUGGAAGAAACAAGAAAGAAAGAAGACAAAAAACACAAAGAGGAAGUCAAUAAUCGCCAAAAUAUUGUGUUCAAAGAAAUGAGUCUGGUCGAACAAGAACCUCCUCCAACAGUCAAACAGGAAGAGGUUUUACAGGAAGAGGAAGUGCCAAAGAUAAAGGAAAAGAAGGAAUCUAAACAGAAGAAAAAAGAUUUUCUCAUCAGCACCAGUAUAAUUCAAAUUUAUGAUGAAUUGGAAAGGCGGAAGGAAAGAGAACUCUCAGAGCAGGAAAUAGUCCUGUGGCAAAAAGAAAACCAGAAGCAAAUCAAAAGUACAGAAAAAUCACGACAACGACAAUACAAGCUAAAGCAAAAGGCAGCAUCCAAAAUCCAGAAGGCAUGGAAAAACUACAAAAUGCGACAAGUUGGAAUUCUGAAAGUGGCCAAACAAUCCAUAAGAACCAUGAGGUUACGAGCGGGGGCUGAGGAAUUCGAGAAGUCUAUUGCUGCUCUGACUAUUCAGCUAGCCUGGCGCAAAUACUACAGGCGGAAAUUACUACGCCAACUACAUCCCAAUAAACGCCAGCUUCAUAUGUGGGAUCCUGAAGUUAUAGCCAUGAAACAAAGAGCACUAGUCAAGUCAGUUUAUGGAGAGAAAGUCAAUGCAACAUUUUGGCAUCCACAGCAGAGGAAACAGACAAGGCCUUACUGGGCAAAGUGGAUCCCCUCACCAGCUGCAUUAUCUUAUAACUUUGCUGUUGAUAACUAUCAUCCACUGGCCAAGAGAGGAUUCCUUCCAACACCAUUUCUUGAUGAUUCUGGGCAUCCUAGAGAUUUCGACUGGAAGCCAAUGGAAGAUGAAGAUUUAGAAAGAAACUUGAGAGAUGUACGAAUCAAUGAUAACCCAUCAAGAAAAUCCAGCAGGUACUCUUACAAUUUCACACCAUCCCGUGGGGCUGAUGCAACUGACAUGUCUGGCCUCAAAAAGAAACUUCAACAGAUUGAAGAUGAAUAGACAUUUCUUUGUUAAGUGAAUAUGAGAACUUUUGGAUUAUUUUGCUUCUAGUUUUAUGCUUCAUAUUGGUAUGGAUUUUUAAUCUGAUAAAGUACACAAAUGAAAUUGUUUUUGAAAAAAUGACUUAAUUAUUAU
Molecule: messenger RNA, 3220 nt
Organism: Saccostrea echinata
Lineage: Eukaryota; Metazoa; Mollusca; Bivalvia; Ostreida; Ostreidae
Product: inversin-like
Exons: 25
Coding region: 218-3085 (955 amino acids)
Molecular function (GO): protein binding
Source: RefSeq, a predicted model, not a curated record